AUUUAGAUAAUUUUGUGCACCCACCUCUCCCCUAACCAGCUCCUCCCUAAUGGUCAAAAUCUGUCCCAUCAAGCCUUGUCACCAUCAUCAACAGAUUUGGCACUAGGGUUAUUAUAGUGAUAGCUACUAAUGAACUGCUUCCCAAUUAAAGACAAAUAAGACAUCAAUUGGUAUGUCCAUUGGAGACGGCUGUUCCCGAGAUGAUACUGAUUUUGCUUUGAGACAAGAAGAAGAAAUGAUUUUUUCGCAUUGGAAAGAAGCACGUGGUGAAUGGACAUGAUAUGAAGAGGAAAGGGUGCUAGGUUUAAUAUAAAUAGAAAUAAGAAGCAGUUAGUGGUUGUGAAGGGAGGAGGCAAGCAACCAAAUCUCAGAGAAAUAACAAGUAAAGAGGAGGAAGAAUAAAGAGAAGAGACCGUUGUUAAUUAGAUACAGGAGAUCAGCGAACAUGGGAAGAUCUCCUCGCAGUGAUGACUCUGGUCUCAAGAAAGGUCCUUGGACGCCUGACGAAGAUGAGAAACUUGUCAACUAUGUCCAAAAACAUGGCCAUAGUAGCUGGAGAGCUCUUCCUAAGCUUGCUGGUCUUAACAGGUGUGGAAAGAGUUGCAGGCUAAGAUGGACGAACUACUUGAGACCUGACAUCAAGCGAGGGAAAUUCUCUCAGGACGAGGAACAGACUAUCUUGAAUCUUCAUGCAGUUCUUGGAAACAAGUGGUCAACGAUUGCAAACCACUUACCGGGGAGAACAGACAACGAGAUCAAGAAUUUCUGGAACACCCAUUUGAAGAAAAAGCUGAUUCAGAUGGGUUUUGACCCAAUGACUCAUCGCCCAAGAACCGAUAUCUUCUCCAGCUUAUCUCAGCUCAUUUCUCUCUCAUCUAACCUAAGAGGUAUUGUUGAUGUGCAGCAACAGUUUCCAACUGAUCAAGAGCAAACUAUGCUGAAACUCCAAACCGAGAUGGCCAAACUCCAAUUGUUCCAAUACCUUCUUCAACCACCUUCCAUGAAUAAUAACAUUAACCCUAAUGACUUUGACACUCUCGGACUCCUUAACUCCAUUGCCUCCUUCAAAGAAACCUCCAAUACCCCCAGCAACAAUCUCGACCUCGGUUCCUAUCUUCAGGACUUCAACAGCUUACCAUCCCUGAAAACCCUAAAUUCCAACAUCGGACCAUCACCUGUUUUCCCACAAAAUCCUGAUGAUAAUCACUUCAAGUUCUUCAGUCAAAGAGAAACCAACCUACCCGUAUCUCCAAUCUGGCUCUCAGAUCCCUCCAGCUCAACUCAGAGUUUGCUACCUUCUCUUGAUCCUUCCUCUGCUGUGAGUGAUGAUCUGAUUAGAAACCAAUAUGUUAUUGAAGAUGUCAAUAGCAAUCUCACCUCUUCAAGCUGUCAAGAAUCAGGAGCUUCAGCUUCAGCUGCAUGGCCUGAUCACCUAUUGGAUGAUUCCAUAUUUUCCGACAUUGCUUAGCCUUUGUCUUUUCAGGUUUGUUUGAGGAACUCAAAAUCGAAUUUACU
Molecule: messenger RNA, 1515 nt
Organism: Eutrema salsugineum
Lineage: Eukaryota; Viridiplantae; Streptophyta; Magnoliopsida; Brassicales; Brassicaceae
Product: transcription factor MYB92
Exons: 5
Coding region: 446-1468 (340 amino acids)
Source: RefSeq, a predicted model, not a curated record